Molecule: messenger RNA, 2479 nt
Organism: Sycon ciliatum
Lineage: Eukaryota; Metazoa; Porifera; Calcarea; Leucosolenida; Sycettidae
Product: PRKCA-binding protein-like
Exons: 12
Coding region: 752-1972 (406 amino acids)
Biological process (GO): regulation of Arp2/3 complex-mediated actin nucleation; receptor clustering; dendritic spine maintenance
Cellular component (GO): trans-Golgi network membrane; neuron projection; postsynaptic early endosome
Molecular function (GO): protein kinase C binding; phospholipid binding; protein domain specific binding
Source: RefSeq, a predicted model, not a curated record
CAGUGCCUGGGACUGGAGUAGUAGUAGUAGUAGUAGUAGUAAACCCAUGGGCCAAUGAUAUCAGUUUACAACUCCCUGGCAUGGGCACGUGCACAAAAAGCGACGUGUGAGUGUUACUGUUAUCUUGUGUCAUCUGCAAGGAUGUGGAAGUAAGCCGCUGACGGUCAUGGUCAAGCCCGCCAGAAGACAGGAAACUCAUUUCGGCACGUCAUUUGCGUCCAUGCCAUGCCAUGGUUCUCGAAUCGUUUGUCACUUUACUUUGAAUUUUCCAAUUGCGUGUGCCUUCUGGUGGCGUGCAGGUUGCGAGUGGCGUGUGUUGGCCUACUACCUUGACUGCAUCGCAAGGGGAGAGGGAUAACUAGCGUAUUGUGACUAUUGUCCCUACCCAGCACCCAAAUACGACGGCAGAAGACAGGGGGGCCGCAGACAAUUUGCUGCGUGCGUCGUAGCGAAUCCUGGACAGCGACUCGUUGGUUAUGUAGCAUUGAAGUUUGAACAGUAGACUUUCUGGCGGGUGGCGGCAUACGCUCCAUGUCCAGAACGGUACCUCAUUAUUAUCACAUGCGGACUGCUUGACCGGCCAAGGUUGCGCUCCGCUAAGCUUGAUUCACGAUACAGAGUAUUACGGGCAGGGAGUUGUACAAACCCGAUUACCUGGUGUCAAGGAGUGAAUGGCUCUGCAAAUCAGGAGAUAGAUAGUGCUCAUCGAAGGCGUGCUGCUGCCGGCCUGUAGGCUGUAGACUGCAGUGCAAUGCGAGUUGUUGUAACGCUGCCCAGAGUCAAAGGCCGCAUCGGACUGACGGUGUGCGGCGGAUCGCCGUACUACCGGUCCAUUUUCAUUGCCGAUGUCCACCUGAAAAGUGAAGCGGCCAAGUGCGGUAAAAUCUGGGCCGGUGACGAGAUCAUGUCGGUCAAUGGUAACUCUGUCAAGGGAUCAGGCAAGGAAUAUGUCAAUCGCCUGUUCAAAGAAUCUGAGGGUGAGAUUGUUCUGGAGAUGAACUCCUGGACAUUGGCCGACGAAACGAAGGGUCUUGACAUCACACUAAAGGCACUGAAGCACAGGAUGGUUGAGACAAUGUCGCAACACACGGUAGAUACAUUGGGCAUUUGCCAUGCAAUGCUUGUCAAUGACAAGCUAACUGUGCAACUGGACAGGCUGAAGCGCAUGGCACAGUUUUGCAAAGCGUUUGCACAUCAGCUGUGCCUAUUCUUGGCAGAGUUUCGAAAGCUUGCCACUAUACACCGAGAUAUGGCAGACGUAUUCUAUCAACUUGCACCGCAGGAGCGGCAGACCGAGGUGUCGUCAUCGUUCAUGCUCGUUGCCUCCAAACUGCGGAAAAUUGCAGACAAUGUGGAUGAGUGCAUACAGAAGUGCCUACAGACAUUGGAAUCAGUGCACACCUUGCUGUCCAAGGCACUGCCGGACACUCAGUUGACAGUCAACAAGUAUGCCGACAAGAAGUUUGAGUAUUUGGCGUACUGCCUGAAGGCCUACGAGAUGGAGACGUCGGAGGAGGAGAACUUCGCAGAAUACGAGCCAUGGAAUCCCAUCUAUUCGAUUUGGGAGACGGAUUACAGGGAUACCGUGCACUUGCGGCACAAACGGCGUUCGCAGUUCAACAAGAUGCGUACUGUUGUGUUUGACAAGAUCAAAAUGCUCGAGUGGAAGUUAGAUGGUGAUCUGCCCAUGCACAUGGAGACUGUUGGCGCUGCACUGCACGCGUUCUACGAAGCCGGAGCCAAGCUGAAUCAAGACUCGCUGGCUGUGUUCCCCAUCUCGUGCACUAUCGAAUGGAAUGCGGUCACCACUGAGUACGUCGAGCAGCAGAUGGCUCGCCUCCGUGCAUCAUCCUACUCAACGACUAACGGCGAUAGCCAUCUGGACAAUGGCGUUGAUAAUGGCGCUGGCAAUGGCAUUGAUGAGGAGGAGGAAGAUGAAGAGAGCAGUGAGACACAGCCCUUACACCAGUAGGUGAUGGGCGUCGUCAGCAUACGUAUGGUCCGACAAUGUCAUUGAUGAGGAGGAAGAUGAAGAGAGCAGUGAGACACAGCCCUUAUACCAGUAGGUGAUGGGCGUCGUCUGCAUACGUAUGGUCCGACAGUGGCAUUGAUGAGGAGAAAGAUAAAGAGAGCAGUGAGACACAGCCCUUAUACCAGUAGGUGAUGGGCGUCGUCUGCAUACGUAUGGUCCGACAGUGGCAUUGAUGAGAACGAGUAGGAGAGAGCAGGAGAUGCCAGUUACCCUCGCACCAGUAGGUGAUAGAAACGUGCCAGCAGAUGGCUCGUCACCACUGGUCACUGCUGCCAAGUCCUACACUACAGUAUAAGUUGUCUGCACAAGCUCUGCAGUUGUAGCUAGGGCAAUUUUAUCAAACUUGAAUUGAAUAUAUUUUGACAUUUAGAACUGCCACGUUUGUCUAUACCUUUCUAUCAUCACCACUGAUAGAACUAUCUUGAGAAACAAUUUGAAGAGAAUUAA